UGCUCAAACACUUCUGGUAACCCCCUUUAUAUCAGGAGGUUCGUCCGAUAUACUUUGCACCGAGUUCUAAAUGAUAUAAUGUUUAUAUUUCCUCAGAAAGUUAUCACUAAGCGAGAACUAAUUAUUAUUACAUGUUAGAAUUCUAUUUUAUGAAACAUCGGACAUUACUUCUUGCUAAAAGUAUUCUAUGAGCAUUACCUCUAUCAAUAACAAUUUACUCAAUCGAAAAUCGGAUACUUCAUUGUAUUUCCUUUAAAGCUAAAAAAACGACUUGACAACGAAGCCUAAAAGAUAUGGAUUGUUGAGGUGCUUGCCCGUGAAAAGUUGACAAGCCUUUAAUUUUUUGUUUUUGUCAUAAAUCUCUGAUAAAAAACUACAAUAAAUGUUCAAGUAUUUCAGUUUGGGAGGUCUUAAAAGCAGAACAUUGUCUGCUCUUCCUCAGUUGGUAUUUAAGUUUCGUUAGCUUUAGAACAUGCUGUCCCCGGUUUUUGCUUACAAAUGUGUUGGUUUUUGUUUUUUUGUCUUGAUUAUUAUAUCCGUCCUGCCAAAUUACAAUUUACCGGAUUACGGGACUAAAAACAGUGAACUUGAAAAGGAUCUAACAGAAAAUACUACUCGUAUCAAUUUGCAUAGUAAAUUGAUUGAAGAGAAAAAAGAUCUUGUGGAUUCGGCUUCGUCACUAUAUUUUGUUGAGAGCAGCAAGUGCAAGAUACCCUAUGUGGACCCUUUCGACGCUGAAGUCUCUGCGAUCUACAAACCACUUGUGUUUGAGUCCUGUUCAAAUGAUUCCGGCUUAGUUACCCCGGUUUACAAUAAAGUCAGCAGGCACUAUGUCCUGCAUAUCAAUGAAACCUUGGCCGCCCAGAUUCUUAAUUCGAGUAGUAUAGAAUAUAACUGCUUUUACCAGGAGGUGAUUCGAAAUUCAUAUCGUGAUGGCUACGAUGUUUUAGAAGCUAAGUACUUCUCGCAGGACUAUGUGGUUCCGCGGCAUGUUCAGGGACUUGUGUCGACCUGCCACCGCUUGGGAAAUGACUCGCAUAUCCUGCAGGCGGAUGGCUUUACACUCAUCCAAUACGCAGAACACUCUUCCAAGAACCAAUCCUCGGAAGAUCCGGCGCGACGCAAGCCGAGUGUCAUCAUGUUUGGCAUUGAUAAUCUUUCCAGGAUUAAUCUGAGACGCACCAUGCCCAAGGUUUACAAUUUUCUUACUCGCAAGGGCUGGUACGAAAUGCAAGGAUACAACAAGAUUGGCGACAACACCUAUCCAAAUCUGCUGGCCAUUUUGACUGGCCAUAGUCUGGACUCCGUUAGGGACGAUAUUUGUGAUUUCAAAGUAAGGGGUUGCAUGGAUCGUUAUCCCUUCGUGUGGAAACUGUUUCAGGAGGCGGGCUACCUAACGGCCUUCGCAGAGGAUGAGCCAGGCAUGAGUACCUUUAACUACAUAAAACCUGGUUUUGUGGAGCAACCCACUGACUAUUAUCAACGACCCAGCCAAAAGGCCUUCGAGGCAUUACUGCCCCAAUGGAAGUGUCCUGAGUGUACAAUGAAAUACUGUAUAGGUCGAAGGAUCACCAGUAGCUAUAUUUACGAUUUCGGUUCCGAAUUCGUGCGACGGUAUGUAGACGAGAGACCCAUUUGGGGGCUCUUCUGGACGAAUAGCUUUAGUCACGACCACUACCAGAUGCCCUCCAAGAUGGAGGACUUCGUGCUGCAGUAUCUUUUGGAUUUUGAAGCCGAUGGAGUUUACGAGCAAAGCAUUGUGAUAUUUCUCUCCGAUCAUGGGAAUCGAUAUGGCCAGUUAGUGGGCUUAUCCAGUGGUUUCCUGGAGAAUCGUCUACCCACGAUGUUUAUCUACUUGCCCCCAUGGUUCCGAGCUCACUACCCUGAAUACACACGAGCUCUGCAGCAAAAUCAGCGUCGGCUCACCUCCAACUACGACCUGUACAACACCCUGGUGCAUCUCAUCGAUCUGGGCAAUCCCAAGAAUACGCCAAAAUGGCCCAGGUCCCCCAGUUGCCCAAAAUGCCACUCGCUUUUCGAGGUGGCGGAUGCGGAGCGGACCUGCGAGGAUGCCGGCAUUCCGGAGCACUACUGCACCUGCGUUCCAUUCAAGACAGUAUCAGCCAAGUGGACUGAGCGGAUUGCUCCCCUGGUUAUCCGCAAUAUAAAUGGCUAUCUGGAGGAACGGAAUCUCACUGGCAUUUGUGCGAACCUUACACUUAAAUACAUCCACAGGACUGAGAUGAAAAUAGACCUGGAUAAGAACUACCAUGAAAAGUCGCCUUCUUUCGAAGUUGGGGUCUAUCGAACCAAAUUUAAGGUGAAACAGGGAGGUGCUGACUUCGAGGCCACUGUUUCCUUCAACAAUGCCACCGAAACCGUGAAGGUGGAGAUGCCCUCCAUUAGUCGCGUAAACUCCUACGAAAAAACUGCCAAGUGCGUGGAAAAUAAAAUUGACAGGUUAUACUGCAUUUGUCUAAGUAGUCUUAACGAGUAGAUCUAAAGAGUUGGGUAUCAAACCCUAUUUAUCAUUAUAACAAUCAAACAAGCUAGUUGAGAACUCAGUUUAAGCAUAAAGUGACACAAUUGUAUAUUUAUAGACUCGUACGCCAUGCCAUGAACAGAUCUCCGACCACUUCAGUACGCUUCUCUAUUUUAUAAGUACUUGCCAUAUGCCGGCUAUCCAAUGAUUAUUUGAAAUUAACAAUGAAAUUGAUACUUUACGAAGCCGCAAGGGUGGCCACAAAACAUGUUUUGUGAAUGGAAACUGUUGUGAAAACUAAUUUACGAAUCAAUCAAAAUAUACGCGCAUCAAAAUUUA
Drosophila ananassae is the source of this 2821-nucleotide messenger RNA. RefSeq lists its product as uncharacterized. Lineage: Eukaryota; Metazoa; Arthropoda; Insecta; Diptera; Drosophilidae. The transcript has 3 exons. The coding region runs from base 473 to 2497 and encodes 674 amino acids. The record is from RefSeq and is a predicted model, not a curated record.